This is a messenger RNA of Drosophila yakuba, 1118 nucleotides long. RefSeq lists its product as uncharacterized. The record is from RefSeq and is a predicted model, not a curated record. The transcript has 4 exons. The coding region runs from base 332 to 940 and encodes 202 amino acids. NCBI's taxonomy places the organism in Eukaryota, Metazoa, Arthropoda, Insecta, Diptera, Drosophilidae.
UGGUUUUCUGUAAUCGCGCUGAUAAGUAAGAGCAUAGAGCCUCUGCUUUUGUCUCGCUUUUUGUUUAUAAGUGAAACUAUAUAGUAUAUACUUAUUAUAUUAAUAUUUACACUGCUGAUAGGAAGCAUAGGCAACACAGAUGUUCAAGUGUACUCGAUUCGCUGUGCAGUUCAAGGUUUUGGUAAUAAUGGGCAGAACCGUGAGGCCAACUUCUUUGAGUUUGUCUUUCCCACGCUAAACUGCGAAACCAAAUGUGAGAAAAUUUGCAUGGGUCAGGCGGAUUGGGAACGUACGUGCCUCAGUAGCAAAGUGCACGUCGAGAUCUUCCAACAUGGGGCUACCAGCUUGCAUAUGCACCAAAGUUCUCCAGCUGAUUGCCACGGUGGCGGCGCUGAUUGUGAAGAGAUUGUCGGACAAGCACUCGGAAAGGGUGUUCGCCAUCAACAAGAAGCAGUCCAGGGAGUGGACCCUGCUGAACAGCAUCUCCUGGUCGAAGGAGGGCGAUGACUUCGGCACGCUCACCUUCCUGGGAUUCACCUUCAUUGCAGCCGUUCUCCUGCUCACGAGGAUCAUCGAGGGCACCUCGAACUAUGCCACCUGUGAGAUCAUUCUGCUGACCUGCGGAGUUCUGUUCUUCACCAUAGAGGGACUUCUCAUAUUCUUCACUGUGGAGCAGCUUUCCGAGGACCUUCUGACCUAUGCCUAUGCAUUGGGCGCACUUUCCUUCAUCUGCGCAGCACUUUUCGCUCUGGACUUGAUGUUCUUCAAGAACCUGCUGAAGCUAAGGAGCUCCACCGCCCAAACGGAACAGUUGAAGGAAACGGUGGCCCUCAAGGUGUACAAUCUGUCCCAGGAAUCGAAGGCAACCUGCUGCAACAUCGUGCCACAAACUCACAUGGUGAAUGAGAGCAGUAAGAACUAUCUGCGAACCGAUUUGUAGAACCCAGUGAAAGAGCUUGAGAUACAUAUCUGCAUCUGCGUUACCUUUAUUGCCGUAACAUUCGAAUGUAGUGAAACAAAAUAUGCAUUAUAAGAUCGUGCUGCUGAAACAACUAAUUGGACGCGUACUGGUACUCGUACUCGUAUGUUAAUAAAGUUAAUAAAGUUUUCGACAUUAA